This is a messenger RNA of Camellia sinensis, 1392 nucleotides long. NCBI's taxonomy places the organism in Eukaryota, Viridiplantae, Streptophyta, Magnoliopsida, Ericales, Theaceae. The record is from RefSeq and is a predicted model, not a curated record.
AUGGACUAUGCUGCAUUUGGUGAUGUAUUGGUAUUUGAUACAACUUAUCGUACAAAUCAAUAUAAGAAGCCAUUUGUGAUUCUAGCUGGCGUAAGUAACCAUUUUAUGACAAUCAUAUUUGGAUGUGCUUUGUUGCCUGAUGAGACAAUGGAGACAUACACGUGGGUGUUGGAAAUGUUAAUGGAGGCCGUGGAUGGACAAAGACCCAUCUCUGUUGUAACAGAUGGUGAUAGGACAAUGCAUCAGGCAAUCGAAAGAGUUAUUCCAAAUAGCAGACAUCGUUUAUGUUCUUGGCAUCUGGAGAAAAAUGCCUCAACAAAUGCCCACAUACCAGAAUUUACUAAUGAUUUCGCACAGUUGAUGUUAAAGAAAUAUAAAAUUGUUGAGUUUGACAGUGCGUGGGCUCGUAUGGUGAAACAAUACAAGUUGGAGAACAAUAACUGGGUGUUGGAGAUUCACCGCAAGCGUGAUAAGUGGGCUGAGGCGUAUCUUCGUGGUCACAUGUUUGCUGGGAUGAGGAGCACUCAAUGUGUCGAAGGUAUGAAUGCAUAUUUCAAUAUGUUCCUAGAACAAAAGGUAAGGUUGUACGAAUUUGUAGCACAAUAUGAUAAGGCUCUUGCUAGGAUGCGUGUUAAUGAGGCAGAAGCAGAAUCUAAAACAGAGAAUAGUUUCCCAAUUUUGACUACGCCAUUGAGAAGUUUGGAAAAACAUGCAGCUGAGCUCUUUACUCGGAAGAUUUUUUCAAUGUUUCGACGUGAAAUCAGCAAAGAGGGUAAAUUGUUUGUGAUGGAAAGAGUUGAGUUGGAGGAUCGUCGCACCUAUCAUUUUGGUGAGUACAAGGCACCAACAAGCACAUGGACGGUUGAGUAUUUUCUAGCAGAUAUCAUAAUAAAAUGUUGUUGCUUGAAGUUUGAGUCGUUUGGCAUUCCUUGUUGCCACAUGGUUGCCGUCAUGAAAUCUGAACAAUUAAUGUGUAUUCCACCGAGUUGUGUCUUGAAGAGAUGGACAAGAUAUGGUAGGUCAGGAUAUCAACAACCAAGUCUUACCCAAAUUUCUAGCACCCUAACACAGACAGCCCGGUUCGGUAUACUGAGCUCAUGUUUUAGUGAAAUGUCAUAUUAUGCCUCACACACAAACAAUGAUUUUGAAGAGGCAAGGGAAAUGGCUUUCCAGAUAACAUUGAAGAUGAAAAAGCACUUGGCAAUGCGAACAAAAUAUAAUAUCGAGGUUGGGGACAAAAAUAUUGCACCCAAACUAUGUGGCGUUGGUGAUCUUAAUGUAGUAAAGACCAAAGGGAACCCUGGAGGGACAUCUUCUAUGGGUAAACCUCCAAAACUAAUGCGGUGUGGGUAUUGUAGGUAUGGAGCACAGACACACGAAGUGAUGGUGUAA